UAGAAAUUCGGAGGUGGCCAAAUCUCACUAUUCUGUAUACGACGGAUGAAUCAAGUUUCUUUCUAAAGUCAAUUUUGCCCUUAAAAUUAAUUUUAAAAUUUGAUUUAGGCUAUGGUAACUAUUCGGUUGACACUUGGUGAUGUAAUACAUUUGGUAAUUGGUUUUAUGUUUUUUCCGGUUCAUUGUCUGCACAGACGUCAUCACACCUCACUGGCUCGGUCUCUGUGAGCUCCCCUGCAUCACCGGUGACCUCCCCUGGCGUUGGAGCACCAUGGCUGGCUCGCCCUGGCUUAGCCUCUCAGCUCUCCUUAGAUCUUGAUCAAGUUAUUACCCAGGACCUUGCUCCCUCUCCUCUUUGUACCUCUGAGCAAAGCAGAAAGGUCACCCUAGCUGAGGGCUUGUGGUGGCAGACGUGUGCAGGGGCCACGGGCUGAUGGGCCAGCUGUGGGUCAAGGAUGGACAGUGGUGAACUGGCGAGCACCCAUCCCUGUAAGGGGAACCAUUGCUCAGCCCCUGCCAGCACAUGGCACACUUUAGUUGGGCCUGACAUGGCCAGCUUUUCCAUGAGAAUAUCUGGAAAAACAGGUGCAUGUGGAAAAUACAUGAAUUUAAAGUGUUGGCAACAACUUCAAACUUUUAUAAACAUCGCGUGGGCCAAAGAGAACACAUUGGCUAACCCCAUCACAUCUAGAGACCUGGAGUUUGUGACCUCUCAAGACCACCAAUUAGCAUCCCAUGGAAGAUGGGUGUUCUGGGCCCUGGCUUAUACCCUGAGCCAAUCUUGGGCUGUUGGCAGAGACCAUGAGCAGCACAGCCUAGUGGGAGAAAGCUCAGGGCUUUCCUGAAAUCUUGGACUUAGCAAGAAUCUUGACCUGGUUUUAAAAGGCCAUUUAAAGGAUGAUGAUUAGAUGGUAAUGGAUAACACCAAGCAGUGUUUAGGACCAAACGUGUGAGCUGGACACAGGCAGGGACUAAAGAUGAAUAGGAAAAUACAAAAUAUGAACCAAAUAUAUCAUCAUUAACAACAGCAAAUCCUCCAAGACAUUAUUUCAAGUCAGGGAGACGGACCACUCUGCGUCUUGUUCUUUGCAGCCACACUUGGCUUGUGGUGGGCAACCCCUGAGCGCUUGUAGGCCCCGCAGACCAAAUUUGCGUGCACCUCGCCCAGGGAUUUGUUAGGCUGCAGACUCGGACUCCGUCGGUCUGGGGUGGGCUUAAGAGUCUGUCUUUCCAGGUUGCUGCUGGUCCAAGGACUUGAGAACUGGGGUGCUAGGAUUCCCCCCUUCAAUGCAAAAGUGCAGCCUGUCUCCUUGCUUCCCUCUUGUCAUCCACGCCUUCUCCAUCCGUUUCCAUUUCCAGGGAAUUCUGCUUCUUUACCGGGGUCGCCAGGUAUAUACCAUUUCAUCAGGCACUCUUGUUUUUUUAAGUUCUUUGACUUGUAAAUUUUUUUUAAAAAUUGGGCCUGUAAGCGUUCUUUUUAAUGCUUUGAUUGUGUACUGGGAUGUGUAGGCGUGGACUCAGUGUAUCCAGACUUGCCUUGCUCCAACUGCCACAACAAAGCUUCCAGAGAGUUUGGAGGGAGAAGCGUGAUUGAGCGAGGGCCAGUUCUCACCCCGCCCAGGGAGGGUGGCAUCAUCAGCCUCUGACUCUCGAGGAUGUUAGCCAGUGAACACCAGGCCCAUGCUCCCCUCGGGUGAAAUGAUGUAUGCAGCUGUUGUCAGGAGUUCAUAAUAUACUUCCAUGUAAAAAUCUGCCCUUUUGAGAGAUGAGGGAGUUAUAAAUUUACAGAAGAUUCCUCCCUCUGGAACUAAGUGUUACAAUCCUCAAAUAUCUCCAAUUCAGCCUUGAUUAAAAUUAAGAUGAGAUCAAAGACCACAAGCUUCUGUAGCAGGAACUUUAAAGAGGAUCCAGGUGCUUUUGAGAACAGUCAACAAAUUGCCUUUAUGACGCAGAGAAGGAAAGGGAGUGGAAGGGGCCGUUCUACUUCAUCCAAGGGGCAGACCCCCAAUUUGGGCUGAUGAAGGCCUGGGCCACGGGGAACUGCGACAGCGGCGGCGACGAGUGGGGCCAGGAGAUCCGGCUGACCGAGCAGGCCGUGCAGGCCGUCAACAGGCUGAACCCCAAGCCCAGAUUCUUCGUUCUGUGCGGGGACCUCGUUCACGCCAUGCCAGGGACGCCCUGGCGGAAGGAGCAGACGGAGGACCUGCAGCGAGUGCUGCGGCAGGUGGACCCCGAGAUCCCGCUGGUCCUGGUCAGCGGCAACCACGACGUGGGCAACGUCCCCACGGCCGAGACCAUCGCCGAGUUCUGCCAGACCUGGGGUGACGACUACUUCAGCUUCUGGGUCGGGGGCGUCCUGUUCCUCGUCCUCAACUCCCAGCUCCUGUUCGACGCCUCCCAGUGCCCCGCCCUGAAGCAGGCCCAGGACCAGUGGCUGGACCAGCAGCUGCGCCUGGCGGGGCAGCGGCAGUGCCAACACGCCGUGGUCUUCCAGCACAUCCCGCUGUUCCUGCAGAGCGUCGACGAGGAGGACGACUACUUCAACCUCACCACCGCCGUCCGCAGGGAGAUGGCGGACAAGCUGGCCAUAGCAGGCGUCAAAGCCGUGUUCUCGGGCCACUACCACAGGAACGCGGGGGGCACCUACCAGAACCUCGACAUGGUGGUGUCGUCCGCCAUCGGGUGCCAGCUGGGCCGGGACACCCACGGGCUCCGCGUCGUGGUGGUCACCGCGGACAAAAUCGUCCACCGCUACUACAGCUUGGACGAGCUGAGCGAGAAGGGACUCGAAGGCGACCUCCUGGAGCUGCUGAAGGAGAAAUGACUGCCCUCGCCUCCCGCCCUCUUCACGUCCACUGCGGUGUUUAUUUGCCAGAAACAGCC
Talpa occidentalis (Iberian mole) is the source of this 2883-nucleotide messenger RNA. It is a transcript of the gene CPPED1, whose product is annotated as calcineurin like phosphoesterase domain containing 1. The record is from RefSeq and is a predicted model, not a curated record. Lineage: Eukaryota; Metazoa; Chordata; Mammalia; Eulipotyphla; Talpidae. The coding region runs from base 2018 to 2824 and encodes 268 amino acids. The transcript has 4 exons. Gene Ontology annotation, molecular function: hydrolase activity.